This is a messenger RNA of Penicillium digitatum Pd1, 6930 nucleotides long. RefSeq lists its product as uncharacterized. Gene Ontology annotation, cellular component: nucleus; Cul8-RING ubiquitin ligase complex. NCBI's taxonomy places the organism in Eukaryota, Fungi, Ascomycota, Eurotiomycetes, Eurotiales, Aspergillaceae. The record is from RefSeq and is a predicted model, not a curated record. Gene Ontology annotation, biological process: double-strand break repair via homologous recombination; replication fork processing.
AUGGAAUCAUGGCGACAACGAGGAUAUGUCCCCGACUCGGACGAGGAAGAUGGCUUCGAUUCUCUAGACUCGAAGAAGGGAAAUGUCGGAAACAGCCCUACUGUCGAAAAUCUCGAAUACAUCGACACCCCUUCAUCUUCGCCGAAGGAAGGGACAUCGAGUGUAGCGAAGGAGCAACAAGAGCACGUUCGGGCUGAAAAUGGCUCCAUUACACUCUCAGAUACAGAGGAGAUGGCUUACCGGAAUACGAAUCGACCAAGUCCUCACUUUACAAUUACCGCGCAUGACGAAACGACACCAAAACAAAGAAGAGGACGCAAGACCUACGGACCUCGAUCGUCGGCUACGAAAGCAACAAAUCGCCGCAGCAGCGAGACGUGUAAUACUAGUGCCUCCGCAAAGAAUUCAAACAGCAUAUACGAUUUCCCAACGUCAUCGCAGGAACAUGAAAGGUCUCUAUCCAAACGCUCGAGCUGCGAGUCUACACCAAAGCCCUUGAAGACCACACAGCCCUCGCAAUCACAUGUCAUAGCAGAGCCGCAUACCUCAAAGGCAACCACAAAAGAUGAAACCUCAAGCACUAGGAGCUCUUCGCCUGACGAGCUGACAUUGAUCUCUCAGCCACCUCAGAAGAAAAAGCCCGUGGUCCAGCACGUCCAGCCAAAAGAGCCGCCGCAGUUACCGCCACAAUCAUCGCUACAGGAGGAGGCUUCGGAUGAUGAUUCUCCACUCUCUUCUGUGCCGUCCUCUUUUGGCUCUCCGCCGGCCAAUGAUUCUACAGAACUACACCUAGAUGGUAUGAUGGAGGUGGAACCAGAAAGACCGGCAGGUGGGGAUGCAGAUCUACGACAAGCAGUGCUCGUUGAGCUAGAUGCCAUCCCAGAUGAUGUUCUGCCUCGCCUUGAUAUCCCCGAAGAAGUGUUGCGAGAAUUGCCGCAUGCUGCGCAAAGAACAUUCCGAAAGCGCAAUGCUAUCCAACUGCAACCUUAUUAUUUGGAACAGGUCAAGUUUGCUCAGCAAUUGCAAGCACGGGGCGUCAAACCGUUUGGUCGACCUGCACAGCAAAGACAGCAGGUAACUGAUGAAAGUCAAGGGCAAGAUUCAUAUGACCCUGAUGCACUUCCCUCAAGCCCUCCCCUGGAAGAGUAUCUUCCGCCGAUAAGAUAUGAACGAAAUCGUGGCCCACAAUAUGCUGCGCAAGGACAGGGGCGCAAAGAGUCAGAGCAUUCUCGAUCAUUGCAAGCUCAUGUGGCAAAGCGCCAGAAGACUUCUCAUUCUGGAACUCCUAAAGCACGUCGAAAUUUACACAAACCGUCUAAACCACGUGGUAUUAGAGACCGAAUUACAGAUACCGAAAAACAAGUCGGUAACUCCAUAUAUGAGCUAUCAUCUAGCCCCCCACAUGCAGGCCGUUUAUCUUCAACCUCAAGAACCCCGCGUGCCUCAGAAGGGGGGUUUCGGUUUCCUCGCGGGUGGUCACCGCCGGGAGAAUUUUCGAAAACUGGGGCGCAGGGAACAAAAGAAGCCAGCCGGGUCCAAUCAACUGGUGUGUGUAGAGAUGUUGACACGGAAGUACAGUCCAUCUCCUCCAACAGUCAGAGUGAUCCAGAAGAAACCGGUUCAGAUGCUGAAGAACGUGAAAUUCGACGAUUUCAACGAAUGAUCAGAGGAGCGCUCCCUGCGUCGCAUGCUCGGUUAGAUCAAAGGAAAAUCGCAGAUAGACAAAAAGUCUCGCAGCUAGAUCGUCAUGUUUCUUCACAACGGCCAGAUGGAAAGGGUGUUGCGCGGAAGCUCAUUAGAAAGAGUGAUCGCUCAAGGGAACCAGCAAUGCAACAAUCAAGGGGCUUGUUUGAUCUUGGAGAUUCUGACUCGGACGAUGAAGAAAAACGCAACGAUGCCACAGGAAACGUCUCCAUGACCAGUGACUCCAGCCAAAGCCUGACUGGCACUCUUAACCUCCAAGAAUCCUUCGCACUGGAAGGGGGUGAUAUCUCUGAAGAUAAUCGCAUCGACUACAUGAUUGGGCCUGUUCCGCGCAACUCGAAAGGCUCUCGCCACAAACCAAACAGUUUGAAAAGACCAAAAUCGAAAAUUGGUUCGUUCAACGGGGAAAGACAACGGAAGAGACCUCGACAAACCCGAAUGACCGAUGCCUCCUAUGGAACACGAAGGACCAAGAAACACUCAACUAUUCUGCGACCUAGAAUAGGAAUACUGGAUGCGCCAGAUGUUGCCACGAAGCCUCGAACAGAGCAAUCACGACUGCUCAGGGUAGCGGCAAGACGACCACGCUCACGUAAAGAUGGAGGCAGGCAGAGCCCUACUCAUAAAUUUGUGAAACUGGCCUCAAGAGAGGACACAAUAGAUGCAAAUGAGUCUCUACGAGACUGGCAAAGGGGAGUUAUUCGGCAGGCCAAGAUAUACCCACCUCGUUCCAGAGCUCCCCAACACAGGCACUGGUCAACCAAUCUUUCGAUGCUUAGUGCUCGAGCCAAAUCGAAUUCUAAUAUCGGCCGGAUACCGAACAAUAUCCAUGAUGCAGAGGUAGAUGCCGACUUUUCAAACACCAACACAGUUGAACUGGAACAUGCCCAGAUGGCACCCAAAUCUAGCGCAAUAUCAGUCCCGCCAAACCAAGCCCCCAUGGCCGAGUCCUUUUCCCGCCAAAAAACUGAUCAGCACGCUCGCACAUGGGUCAUUCCCAGGAAUGUUGCCAUAACAUCUUUGAAGAGGAACACUAUCAGGCCUGCGGCAACUAGUUUGGCAGGCCCUGGUAGAAGCCAAAAAAUGGUUCCGGCCAUGUUCAACCAGUCAUUGUCCCUCCUUAAUCGACACUAUAAAAACCAACGCACAUCACAACCUUACAAGCCCAGCUUGACCUUAGAUCGAUAUGUAUCCGACGGUGGAUCAUGGAGCACUGGAGGAAAUACCUCGCCCAUGAAUGCUUCUGUCACUGCUGCCGCCUCAGCUGAAGUACGAACUCAUGUGCCAACUCCCAAAGCCCCUGUAUCUCGACGGCGGUUGAAGAAGCACCCCCCCAACCGACUAAAUCUGGAUGCCGACGAAUUCCGUCAGAAUCCAGAUCCUGCUACCAUACUCUCCGAUGACUCCGAAUCUCCUACUGUAACGGGGGCCGUACCUGCACGUCCUUCAUCUUUCGGUGUUGGCGGGCUUUUCAACUGGCAACGCUUCUAUCCGGUCGAUUUUGGAAUCCCAUCCCUACGUGACAACACUUUCUUCCAUGAAAGUACCUUCAUAGGAAGUGGGGAAUUCUCUCGUUCAUUGCGAAUCGCAGAGCGGGACUUCGAUGGUGAUGCCGCUUUAUUCUCCAUCCAGCUCAGAGACGAAACAUUCCAAUGGAGUCGCUGGAACGAUAGAGUAUCAUCGGAGAUGGGGCAUGUUUUUGAUAUGAUUACCGACAACGUUGAGCGAAGUGCUGUUACCUCCCCAGAGACCGGUAUUACAGCAGCUCUAGGUGUGGCAUCGAGGUUAUACAGGUUAUUGAUUAAAUUUACUACUGGGAACCUGGUUUUCAUCGACCCAGUUGACCGUACAGGGUUUGUCACUAGAGCAAUGGGGCUGGUCUCCCAGGUGAAAGACCCGUUGGCUGCCUUUCUAACCAGCGACGAAUACAACAAGAGCGGGCUCGUCAAAAUUGCUUGCUUCAACAUGAUUUUCUCCAACCAGAUCUAUCAAGUUGCUUCUCAUCGGCUUGUCAGCCCUGCCCUUGCGGCUGAAGCUUUGGAUCUUGUCAAAACAUCUGCAAAAGACGUUGUAGGCUUGAUCACGUCUAAAGUUGGCUCUUCUGAGUUUGAACUGUUCUUCAAGGAAAACAACGAGCCUGGACGCCGCGAUUCGGGGAUUCGUGAUGAGUUCCCAUCAGCGGAGGCUUACGUCGUUACCAAACAUCUUUUACGCAGCUCAGACAUCCAUAAGGGCUACUUUGAAGAUCUUCAGCUUGAGACUUUCAACAAUCGUAUCAUUCGCAAUGAAAUGGAUGUGGGCAACCUAGAGGCUGGAUGGCGUGGGUUAUUUACAGUCUUGCCCCUCAACGAAAUAGACAUGCUUGGAAUUGCACGCCCUGGUUAUCAGUUGACAGCUGCCAAUGACAAUUGGAAAUUGGCUAAACGGCUUCUCGCCCCAGCUCUGGACCAGUUUGAGUCCAACUCCAAGGCGCAACCCUUCUCAUACAAUACCUACUGUCGAACCUUGUUCCUCAGAUGCCAUCGGCUCAUCAAUUCCUGGGGGUGGAGAGAAUGCAAACCUAUCCUGGACACGCUAUUCGACUUCUUCGCCAAGAACACCCUCCACAACCUGAAACUCGAGGAAGCUCGUGGAUCACCUUCAUUUCUUGACGAACUUGAUAGUAAUCCCUCUCUGGAUGCCCGAGUGGGGGAACCGUGCUUCCACACAUUUCUCAAGAUCGUAGCAAGUGGUCUUCGCUUCUUGGCAAAGAGAUAUGACACGAAAAAGAUUCGAAACUUUGCCUGGCGUCUUCUACCCAACCACGGCCGUGUAUACCCGAAAGAGCAGCCCUUGCAGCACGAAGACCUCGACGCACUAAGAAAUCACCACGAUCUUCUCAGCACCCUGUACUGGGCUGUCCCUGAUGGGUGCCGCCCUCGACUGGAGACAAUACGCAAUCUAGUUCAUCCUGCCACUUCACACCGUGAAGCGUGCAGCAUCAAUUUGCGCUCAUGGUCAAGGCUCGUUCGAUUUAAGCUUUCUACAGAUGAAGAAGUUUCGGGACUCGAUCCGUUUGGAGACUGGUAUGGUUAUUUUGUUACGGAGCUGCAGCAACAGCAUUCGUAUGCUCGUAAAGAGAUUGAGGCUCAAAACACAGGCGACAAUCGGGUUUCUCAACAGCUUGUUGAACGCACAAUCUCCCAGAACCAGCGGCAGAUUGAGACUUUGUUGAGCAACGCGCUUAGCGGGAUGCGAAUUGCCGUCCAGCUCGCUCCGAAACUGGAGCAUGCACACAGGCUUGUUCUGAGGACGCCUUUCGAGUCUAUCCUUACACUUUUCAACCCCAAGCUCCCGCGUGUGAACGUUGUUGUAUCUGAGGCUCUGCAGGUUCUGGUAGCAUACAUCCAGAAAGACGCCCCAGCUGCAACCACAUCAGAUACUCCCGUAGUGGUAAAUACCGAUGACGACAGCCAGGAGUUCGGUGACUGGGAUGCCAUUCAGGCCGUUUGGGACCAGCAGAGUUCCCUUAGCGAGGGCAUUGAAUAUGUACAGCAGGCUUUCCAUCCAAUUGUCUCUCGUCUCGUUUCGAAUUGCUUUGGCGAGGACCAUUGCCCCGAAGACGCGAUUCUUCUCAAUGUUGUAGAAUGCUGGACGUCAAUUGCCCAAGUUCUCAUUCGCCAUGGCCUCCGAAAUUGGGACAAUUACCUGAGCGAGUUUGGCGACGAUUCCUGGACGCGCCUUCGACAGACGGUUCAGACAAGAAAGUUCGCACCGCUAUUCCUCGCGGCUUGUAUUGAAAAAAAUGCGCAGAUUGUCUCUGAUUGCAGAAUCCAAGUUAUGAGUAUGUGGAUAUCCUCGCUAGUCGAGCGCUCCUCGAUGUUGAAAUUUCAACACCGUCUCACGGAGGCGCUUUUGAACGGAAGUCCCACAGAUCCAUUGCUUGCGAAUCUUCCAUUUUACAAGGAUAAGAAGAUCGGCAGGUAUUUAAUCACAUUGGAAGAAAUUGGCUCUCGGCGACAAUCUCUCCUCUCGAGCUUGUCGUCUAACAUGCGUGAGCAGCUCCUGAGCAUGGAACUUUCUGGCGAUCGGAACUUUCCUGUGACAAAACAAGAUUACUCCGAAAUCCUUCGGCGGGUGAUGACAUCCAUGAAAGACAACUACCAAGAGCUAGGUAAUGGAACAGCGCAGGCUGCCCAAGGAGAGUACGUGAUGUUUGUGCAACUUGUGAUCGGUUUCCUUCAGCAACAUACCAGCGACAUCCAACCCAUCGACCCCUUCUUCACAGACCCUGCUUCGUUCCCUCUUCCGUCUACUGACCCACGGUACAUUGUUGCGAAGCUUAAACGCUACGAGUCGAAGUUAUCUUCCAGCAAAGAGAUCCAGACGUUGACCGGGUUCGUCCAGAGCAUUUCCGAGCGUGCUGCCAUUGACGGCCAACAGAGCUACCUGGUUGAUCAACUGCACACAUCGAUGAAGAAUACCUACGAAGCUGGGGACCACGAAAAACCCACUCUCCGGGCCGUCCUCUUGCAAUCCGUGUUUCCAGUGUAUCUCGAAGCGACGCUUUCCAACCGCGCCGCCUGGAUCCUCAGCCGUCCCAUUAUCCAAACCAUCACACUGGAGUUUAAGAACCUUCUGUGUUACACAGACACUCUGGAUACAGCCUGUGUAUCGUCUGUCAUCGAUAUCCUUGAUGUAGUGUGCCGAGCCUCCUGUCAAGCAGUGACUGUUGUCGCCCUCCGUCGCCAUAGUCUGCAAAGCCCUGUAACUAUCCUCAUGCUUGCGGCGAUCCUUGAUAUGAUCUCUUCGGCCCUGCCAGUGGUAGAUUACAUCGAUCGAACCGCCGGCGCAGGGCAGGGUAUUCUUACGCACAUCAAGUGGAUCCGCGAUUUCACAAAAGCCGUGAGCACAAGUCUACAAAGCAUAGAUCCAGACGCAGACUUGUCUUCGAGCAGUGCUCAUAUCACAUUCCCUGCGGUGCCACCUCCAUCCGAUAGCAGGAAGACCAAACUACUCAGCACGGCUAACAACCUCGCCUCGAAUGACCUUCAAAUCUAUCUCAGAAAAUGGUCUUAUCAUCGGGGCAAGUACUACUUUACUCGUCCUGGUCACGACUCACAAGAGAUCCCAAUCGAACCUGAGAUGGCUGGUCUGGUGGCUAGUCCGAGUGAAGCGCAGAAGGUGUUUGAAGCUGCAGCUAGGGGAUUUGUUGAUCGUGCAAAGUUUCUGGAGUUGUUGACUUGA